AUGCAGGUUUCUUGUGAAUCUUCGAGAGUUAAGUUCCUCCACGAUGAUACCCUUGAUAGCCUGUGUAAAACCCCUUGUUUGGCAGAGCUCGAAUUGCUCCGAGCUUCAAUUCAGAAGGCAUGCACGGGAGAUGUAAUGGUUCCGCCUUGGGGGGCUGUCUAUCCAGCUACAUACAUUAUUGACCGUUACAUCUACGCAACACGUCUCUCCUGUCUCAGAGACAAACAAUCCGGCCAAUAUUGCCAAACCAUGAUAGCGAACUGGGCUAAUGACAAGAAUGCUUCAGCUCACGCUUGCUCAAAUUGUGAGCUUGGUAUCCAACGUAUACGGCUUUCCUCUCCCUUUGGCUACAAUGAUGAGGAAGCUGCGGCCUUCUCGUCAUUGACAUCAAGCUGCGGUGCGGAAGGGUAUAAGUACGAGAUACCGGCCCAAUAUGCGCAGAACUGGAUUGGUCCUUUUCCGGAUCGAUCGUGCGACCACUCAGAGAUCACCGCCGAGCCAAAUGACACCUGCAUAAGCAUAUCAGGUUCGCACAGCGUAUCCACGUAUCAUCUGAUCCAGGAGAACGCAAUGGAUUUUGCUUGUCGAGAUCUGCCUCGGCGCAGCCACUAUCUUUGUCUUCCCCUACACUGUAAAACGCACCAGCUCGGUAUAACAGAGGACUGUCAUUCAUUAGCCGAGGACUUCAACAUCACCAUGACGGAACUCUUAGAUUGGAACCCCAUGAUAAACUCAAACUGUACUAACCUUGACUCUUGGAGGGGAUGGCAUCUCUGCAAGAGCUCCCCAACGAGCACAGUACCAUAUCGGGAAGAUGGCUCGUUAAAGCGCCCGGAGAGGAAGCUGCCGGCUCCGCCGAAACCCAGCCCUCGUGCCCCAGGAACAAUUGAGGGCUGUUACCGUUAUGAGAAUGCAUACGAAGACCUGUCAGCUCUGGAAGCGAGCUUAAACGAUUGUGACUUUUGGGCACAAAAAGGUGAAGUAGAAUUCAACGAAUUCCUUGCCUGGAACCCGAGUCUACGCUGGGGUGCGGAUUGCUCCUUGAAACCGGGAUACAGGUACUGUAUUAGACGCUGGGAAGUUCGACCAACUCUCCCUUAUUUCUACUGCUCAGAGCCAAAUCCGAGGUAUAUACCUUCACCCUCAAUUCCGCAAUCAGAAUGUAGUUGCUAUCUUGAAGCAGGCGAAGCUGAUAAAAAGUAUUUGGAAUGUUCUGAGCCAGGAGAAGAGUUUAACCUCAGUCUGUCAGAGAUGCGCGCAUUGAACCCGUGGAUACCAGAAGACUGCAAAGAAGACACAUUCACUAGCAGAUACUCUGAGGAUGGUUUUCUUCAGCUCUGUAUGGGGCGCUCGAACCCAGAUCCAUCGCUCCCUCUACCAACUUCCACGCAGCCUGAUGCGACUAGAAAUUGCAAGGAGUGGCAUAUCGUUUCCGAAGACGACACUUGCCAGAGCAUCACUGAGAAAUAUAGAAUUUCUCUUGAUGAGUUUUCUUCAUGGAACCGGGGAACUGGGAUGGACUGUUCGAUUUUGUGGGUUGGUUAUGGGGUAUGCAUUGAAGUGUCGAAGUAA
Molecule: messenger RNA, 1572 nt
Organism: Nannizzia gypsea CBS 118893
Lineage: Eukaryota; Fungi; Ascomycota; Eurotiomycetes; Onygenales; Arthrodermataceae
Exons: 7
Coding region: 1-1572 (523 amino acids)
Source: RefSeq, a predicted model, not a curated record